Brenthis ino (lesser marbled fritillary) is the source of this 1434-nucleotide messenger RNA. The record is from the annotation of a GenBank genome assembly. NCBI's taxonomy places the organism in Eukaryota, Metazoa, Arthropoda, Insecta, Lepidoptera, Nymphalidae.
AUGGAGAAACAAAGUGCAGAUGAGCAACAAUUCGAAUCUCGACCAAGACCCGACGAUUUCUCGAACUAUCUGCCUUGGGCUUGCAAUCAACUGCAACUAGAUGCAACGAUAAUAAUCAAUAAAGUUAUUCAAAAUGAAUAUGUCAGUGCUGCUAUGACUGAUCGGGUUAAAAAAGUAAAGAGUAAAAUUAAGCUAAGUCAGUCUCGACAUAACGUUGGCUCCGAUCAAGAAAGAGAAGAAAAAUCCACAUCAAAUCCGCUUCCAUUACUUUAUAAUGAAAAAGUGGUAAAAAUAUUUACGAUAUACGACAGUUUCUUCAAUUUAGUAGAGAUUAGAUUUGACAAAAAUAAUCAUUUACCUAGAUUGAUAUUUAAAAUAAUUGGCCUUAUUAUACAAUUUCAACCGAAUAUAGCCAAGAUCGAAAUUAAUGGGGGCAUGGAUGGAUUCACUGUCUAUGAAAUAAAUAAAUUUCUUAACAUCUCUAAUAUAACAGAGCUAUGUUUUGAUGGUUGUUUUUUAAAAGAAGCUAAUUAUGAUAUUCUUCUAGAUACAAAUAGUUCUCUCCGACAUCUUUCUCUUUCGAGAUGUAAAAUAGACGAUAAUGUCGUUCUAAAUAUUGCUAACAAGUUAUCAUAUCCUUUACCAGCUUCAAAGUCUUUAUAUAUACUCAAUUUGUCAUCAAAUAGGAUUACUGAUUUGGGAACACAAUAUUUAGCUCAAGCUCUACGAUCUAAUCGGAAUCUAAGUUAUUUAAAUUUAGCUGAUAAUAGAAUAACCGAUGAUGGAGCAGGAUAUCUGCUUCAUGUUUUUGCUGAAUUUUCGUUAACCAGUAAUGAACUUCUUGAAGCGAGGUUUAGGCAUAUGGUAUUUUUAAAGAACAAAAAUAUAAUGAUGGAUCGCACUGUAAAAGAAUUAAGAUCUGGGGAAUUAGAUAGAAAAAUAGCCAAACGUAAAUUCACUAGAUCUGUCUCUGCCGCUUCAGGUAAGAAAGGAAAAUUGGAAAAAGAAUCAUCUCUCAAAUCAAUCGGAGAUACAAAAAGCUUAUUAAACAUGGAUUUUCUAUAUUAUGAUAAAGCUGUUAACAUGGUUGAAAAUACUCUCGGUGAAUUUAACGAUCCUUUUUGUGCAAAUAAUACAAAUGUAAAGGAGGGUAUGGUGUAUAGCAAAGGCAAUAAUACACUAUGCUACUUAAAUUUAGCAUACAAUAAUUUAUCGUUUCUAUCGCUGAAGAAGAUUUUGGCAGUUCUCAUGUUUCAGAAGCUGUUAGAUAGGAAGCCAAGGGGAUUAAUCAAUUUGUUAAUUGAAGGAAAUAAUUUACCGGUUUCUUGUAAGGAAAUGAAUCAAAUUGAUGAUGUCUUGGAUAUGGGGCUAAUGGUACACUAUAGGAGAUUGUCUGGUAACAAGAAAAGACCUCAAUCGAAAACUACGUCACGA